UGGACAACUUUCUUUACAUUGCUGGAGGUGAAGAUCAUGACUGUUACGAAACUGACCCCAUGGGCUGUGAAUACACAAGUGAUGCCGUUUAUCGAUAUGAUCCUAGAUUUAAUAGGUGGUCAUUCGUUGCGUCAAUGCAUGCAAAACGCACUAACUUCUGUCUGCUUGCUUGUCAGGGAUAUCUGUAUGCAAUGGGUGGCCGGAAUGCAUUACUGCGAGACGGGCUGGUUUCAGUGAGUUCUAUAACCCGAUCCUCAACGUGUGGGAGUAUGGUACAUCAUUACCCAGGCCUAUGUAUGGUAUGGGUGGGUGUGUCUAUAACGGAAAGAUUUACAUUUCAGGCGGCUGCACUGAUGGCUCAUUAUACUCGAAGAAUCUGCUUAUGUACGAUCCUGAGACGCUGAACUGGCAACAGAAGGCACAGUUGCCGAACAAACGAGCAUGGCACACCAUGGCUGUGGUGAAUGACCACAUAUACGUAAUCGGGGGACGAAUCGUCAAGUCUUCCAUGACAAUCGCCAGCGAAUUUAGCAUUGAGUGUUAUGACCCCAAAACAGAUGAAUGGUUAACAUCCGUGGAAAUCCCAACAGAUGAGUUAAUUCAGAAUCGACUUUCCAUGACUGGUCACCGAAGUACGGUCUGGAAUGGAUACAUUCUGACUCUACACGGACAGUUUGCGAUUGGUAAUCUCAAGACGAGAAGAACAUUGCAGUGUUAUAAUGUGGAGUUUGAUCGAUGGGAACCCUCUCUCAAAUUACCCAGUGAUGGCUUCCAGGAAGUCUGCACUCUCCGAGUACCCAAGUAUGUUCUAAAGACCAAUCGUAUAGCAGCUAGUGGUGAAUUAGGGGACUAUAUAGCCUCAUCGGCAGCAUCCUCCAGAAGAUCGUCGAUUUGCUUAGAGGAUUUAGACUUCCUGCUUCCUGAUGCAGAGACUUCUUUCAGUACAAGCCAACAUGGUGCUAUGGUUCUAGGUGGACUUGGUGAACUGCGUGAAUACGACAUGUUAUGUGAUGUGAAUCUGAAUAUCUCAGGCACAUGCUACCCUGUGCAAGGAGCUCUCCUUGCUGCUACCAGUGGUUUCUUCAACAGCAUUCUCUGUCCUAAAGGUAACACUAAAGAAGAAAUCGAUGACAUCAAAGAACGAAAGAUGCCGACAGUCAACGGCAUAACAGCGACUAUCCGGCAAAGUCUUCAUGGUGGGAACAAGAAAGAGAUAGAACUAGAUGGCAUAAGCGCUACCGAAAUACGUCGCGUGCUCGAAGUAUUAUAUUCUACCACCCUACCAAUUGACGGCAGUGUUGAUUUAGAUUGCGUGAAAGCUACAGCUGUGAGGUUAGAAUUGCAGCCAGUUAUUACGCUCUGUGACGACGUGGAGACUCUGAAGAUGGGCUAGUCGGUUGCAAUAUGGUGCACUCGAUGCCAACGGUGUACUAGAUUUUGCAAAUUCUUGCCUUGUGUGUGCAAAUUACC
Saccoglossus kowalevskii is the source of this 1470-nucleotide messenger RNA. RefSeq lists its product as uncharacterized. NCBI's taxonomy places the organism in Eukaryota, Metazoa, Hemichordata, Enteropneusta, Harrimaniidae. The record is from RefSeq and is a predicted model, not a curated record. Gene Ontology annotation, molecular function: protein binding.